GACUUUUAACCAAAAUAUACCUAAUUUCAACUCAGCGAACUGAGUUUCCUGCAUCACACAUCAUCUCAACUGCCAUGCGACGUGAUUCAUUGUCUUAACGCCAUCCGAGAUAGCUCAGCAAGCUAGCCGACUUGCCAAAACGAUGCACUUCGUGUAUUUCAGAUUUCCAAAUAAGGAUCCAGAUACCUCAUCCAGCACCAUUCCGUACGUCUCCAUCAGCCCGCAAGCGCCUCAAAAACCCCACCUCGCCCAAAUACCCGCCUCCCCACUUUCCCUCUUCUCUCACCUCGCCCCCGUAGCCGCCGGGCGCCACAAAAAACGAACCCGGAUCAGAUUACGAAGCCCUAAUCUCCGGGGGGCGGGGGGCGCGGGCGAGUCGCCUGUACGACAUCUGCGGUUACCUAGCGUUCUGCCGAGUCUAGCGAGACAAAUUACAAUAACCUUCCCUUGUAAAAGGCCUCCCAACCGCCCGUGUUUCCCUUACCCGCCCUCCCGGCCGCCGGAUAGAUUGCGUAUUGCGCAUGCGCCCUGCUUCGGGGCCGUGCGAACACACCUGCCCGUGUGGAAUAGCGUGAGGGUGGCAGGGCGGUUAGCUAUAUGUGGGCGCGUUAUGGGCCGACGUUGAGGAUUGCGGCUGGAGGGGGGGUCGGGUCGGGUGCGAAGGUGGCGUAUUGGGUAUGGCCCGUUGCGGGCGCUGAUUGGCUGGGUGCGGCGUUGUGGAUUAUGCGUUGGAGGCGGGCCGGCGCGAGGCUGGGAUCGGAGGUUUAGGUAGGGCUGAGAGGGGGAUUGCUGUGGUUGGUAGAAGAAAUGGGAGUAUUUCUUGAUGAGUGUGUUUUA
This is a messenger RNA of Mytilinidion resinicola, 837 nucleotides long. RefSeq lists its product as uncharacterized. The record is from RefSeq and is a predicted model, not a curated record. Lineage: Eukaryota; Fungi; Ascomycota; Dothideomycetes; Mytilinidiales; Mytilinidiaceae. Bases 143 to 625 code for a protein of 160 amino acids. The transcript has a single exon.